Molecule: messenger RNA, 453 nt
Organism: Chlamydomonas reinhardtii
Lineage: Eukaryota; Viridiplantae; Chlorophyta; Chlorophyceae; Chlamydomonadales; Chlamydomonadaceae
Exons: 3
Coding region: 15-206 (63 amino acids)
Source: RefSeq, a predicted model, not a curated record
GCGCAUCGCAAAGUAUGGUGCCGCGCAUAUCUGGGCACGCGGAGGAAGCUGCUGGGCAGGUGAUUAAAGCGGCCAUCCGUGUCAACAGCCGCCACACAGCAAGAACGUGCUCCAUCACGACAUGGUGGGCUCUUCAGCCCUGCUCCUGCCGCUCCGCCGCCAGCCAAGCCGCCAGCCGUCAAACAGGGGUCAAGUGCGGGGAUUGACAUGGUGUUAUUGCAAGGUUCCAGCGCUGUCCUCGGAGUGUUCUCGGAGUAUAAUUGAAGAUGCCUUAAAGCUCGAGACUGACAAUGCGAAGUCGAGGAAGUGUUCUGAGAAUGCGGCGAAACGCCGGAUGCAAAGCGCGGUUGAGGAGGGGCGUUGCUGAGGGGUUCCAGCUCAGCAUAAGGCCGGAUGGGCAGGGCGCCAGCAGAGAAGGGUUGAUGGUGAAGAGCGGGAAGUUUUGGUAGUCUC